Messenger RNA from Morone saxatilis (striped sea-bass), 3719 nucleotides. It is a transcript of the gene rnf44, whose product is annotated as ring finger protein 44. The transcript is spliced from 8 exons. The record is from RefSeq and is a predicted model, not a curated record. NCBI's taxonomy places the organism in Eukaryota, Metazoa, Chordata, Actinopteri, Moronidae. The coding region runs from base 2121 to 3476 and encodes 451 amino acids.
GGGAGAGGGUUAGACGGGUUAUUAGGGUUGUCAUCCUGCUCAACCUCCAGCCCCUCCUUGUUUUGCUGCUACCGAAAGCGAUGUUGUAAUGUUUACAUUUAGUCUAUGUUGCAUACCACUGCUGCUCUACUUAGUCAGUUUUUCAUUAGGUGCAUACUUGUGGGUGCAUUCACAAGCCUAGAUCUGCCCCAAUGCUUUGCAGGGAAGCGUUCAAAACAGACAAAGACAUUAUUUAUUAACUCCUACUUGACAAAUUGGGCCCGAUAGUUAGCUUGUCAGGCCUAAUACAGCUUGGUAGUCCACAAGCAUCACAUCCAAGCUUUUGCAGCUGCAUUCGCUGGCCUACAAACACAUAGCUGAGAAACGUCGUAUAAAAGCUGAUGAAGGAUGUUUCUCACUUGGUCAUGCAAGUGCAAUAUUACAUAACUGGGUAGCUGGGUAGUCUACAGUAGGACACUGUGGCCUCCUGUGAGAGUCAAAACAGACUGUGUGCCACAGUACACAGAGUUACAGCCCUAAAGGCAGGGUCUUCUGCAAAAUAAACUCUUAAUCUAAUUAAUUAAAAUGCAUGUUUACUUUUGGUCGAAAUUGAUGACUUGGCCAGUAAUGUUUUUUGUUGUUUUUCAAGGGAGACAAAUUGCCACAAGAGGGAUGUUUUAGUUGGGAAAUUCCCAAACUUUCCAGGUCGGUUAUACUAAAAUAGUUAAAUACUGCAUUCCUCACUUGGAAAGAGUUUGAGCUAAACCUACUCUUAUUAUUUUAAAUAAUAGUAAUUAAAGUGUUUAACAUUAAAGUACUCCUCAUGCAAACUGUCCCCUGUCGGUAUUACUGAACACUACUGGAUCAUACCAAUGCAUUAUUAUGUUCUCGUAUAAGUUCAGGUGGAGCUAUAAUUUAAAUUCCUUUAUACACUGCUGAGUAGAUUAACCUACUUAAUGCAUAAUGUUGUAUAAACUGAUUUAGUAUGUACAAUAUUCACUUGAAACAUAACUAGCUGUUAAUAUAGUGGAAGAAAAAAGUGUAAUAGUAUCUCAGAAAUUAUAGCACAUCCGACUAUACUAGAGUAUCUUAGUCUUUCAGAUCGACCUAUAUGUUAGUUAAUCAGUCACCAUGCAAAUAUAGAGUUGCCUGAUGCAUGUGCCUGAAUACUCUGAUUGUAAUCUAGGCUGUUUACAAUAAAACAGAUGCCUGAAUGAGGUCAGUUGCUUAACUAAUGCACCAAGUUACUUUCACUGCGGCCUAUUACUCCAAAAACAACAACUUUGUGAUAUAUGUGGCAACAAACACCCGGAACAGCAGUAUAUUUCCGUCCCGUCCUGUUAGCGUUAGGGAUAUUUAAUUAAACAACGUUAUUGUUGACCCACCCCCCCCACGACCUCUUGUAGCUUAUAAACAAAGCGUGUUGUUUACGCGCUACAAAUAACAACAGGAAACUGCUUGUUUUGAUACAUUGUAGCCAAAAAGACUGUCUGGACGUUCGCCGUCUGUGUUUGCUGCACGCUGAUUGGCCCGUCUGGAAAAAAAGGAGGCGUGGCUUCGUCAUAACAAUGCAUUUCAAGGAACACACACGCGCCAAGGAAUGUCCGUUCCACCGUUCACCGUUGGGUUUUUUAAGCUAACGUCACCUUUUGCACACGUCUAACGGUUUUUGCUGCCGUUAACGGUUAAGGGCCAUUUUUACGGUUUGUGGAGAAAAAAACACCUCCUCCUCCUUCACCUCCUCCUCCUUCACCUCCUCCUCCUUCAGCAGUUUGGAAGCGUGUGUUAGCUGGCUACCGCUAGCGAGCUAACUAGCAGCUCCGUCCGACGUUAACCCAAAAAAAAAAAAAAAAACAGACAAAAAAAAAAUCAGUUUUCUCGGAAACAGCAGUCGGUUGAUUUGUCUUCGUAACGUCAGAUCCCGUCGGGUGAUGGUACCAGUCGGUUAAGAGGCGGUUUUACAUGCAACAAUAACUUGAUGGGACUCGACAUUUCGGAGGCUGAAACACCUGCCGUCUCCCCUUCUCACCGAGCAAGCAAACUAGCUCAGAAAAAGGUUAAGACAAUCAGAGGCGACACACGAGUGCCUCCACCGUACGGUUUCCUUUCCCAGAGUGUGACUCGUCUGCACGACGUCACCAAUGCGACCAUGGGAAAUAGCAGUAAAUAGGCUGCCACCAACAGCCCCCUUAAACCCGAGGAGGUUCCUUGGAGAGCCCUGUAACGCCCCAGUGCAUCUCAGGAGAAGCCCACCAGUGAGACGCCAGUGGGGGAGACGAGACAGACCGGUACUGCACAGUUCCCUGGUCCAGGAUGAGAACUUCCACCAUCUCCUUUUCUCCCAACAUCACCAACAGGUUCCUUUAGAUGAGUCCAGACAAUACAGCCACACCAGCACACCACCACGCAUGCUUCACCCUGCUGCUCACCUGCCCCAGCAGAGCCCCAUCAUGGUGGAUCUACACGACCAGAUGCACCAGGGAUCAGUUCCGAUAUCAUACACUGUUACAACGGUGACGACCCACGGAUUUCCCAUCCACACCGGGCAGCCCCUUCCAGGGUGCAACGCUCAGCAGCUCCCAGCAUGCUCGGUAAUGUUCAGCGGACAGCUCUCUCUGCUCUGCUGCCUUCCUCCUCCUCUCAUACAGGCAUGUACCAUGCAGCAUAUGCCAGUGUCUUAUCAAGCCUUUCCACCCCUGAUAUCCAGCGAACAUUUUGUAUUGCACCCAACCCCAUCCGUACCCCCCCACCAGCCACCGCACCUUACUCCUUUGAGUCAGUUUGUCCCUUUACAGCCUCAGCAUCCACGCAUGCCUCUACAGAGGGUAGAGAAUGAAGUUGACCUAAGAGGGGACCAGCACCCAUUAGGGACCUUCUCCUACCCUCCCUCUCAUCACCCACCAGCGCUGCCUCCUUCUCUGCCCUUACAGUAUCUUCCUCAAGAGCCGCUGCAUCAGGAGCUUCCCUUUGGAGUGCCAUAUCCCCACAUGCUGCCCCGGCGAGUGAGUGGACAGAGAUACCGGCUGCAGCAACCUCUCCCCCCUCCUCCUCCCCCUCCAUCAUACUACCCAGGCUUCCUCCCUUACUUCCUGUCAAUGCUUCCUGUGCCUCCAACAGCAGUGGGCCCAGCCAUCAGUCUAGAUCUGGAUGUGGAUGACGUAGAGAUGGAGAACUAUGAGGUUAGUAGGGAUGUCGCGAGAACCGACGCUUCGGUACCAAGACGGUGCCAGGUGCUAGUUUUUCUGCUGUACCGUAAGUACCGGGAAUCAAUUCUUCCUGACCUGACGGAGCGCCUCCUGUACAGUCUGGUGACUGUCGCACUGCUCUGCAGAGAAACACAGAGUCAUUCACAACAAGCUCUGUCCACAUGCAACACACCUGCUGCUGCUGUUGUUGUUGUUUUUUUCACCAAUAGUAUCGAAUUGGUGUUGAGAAUCAUGAAUUUUCACUGGUAUUGGUAUGGACUACAAAAUUUCAGGUAUCGUGAAAUGCUUUGAGGUUAGAGUGAUGUUUUUUUUCACACAUUGAAUAUAAAUUAUAUACCAAAUGGAUGGAGAGGAACUGUCUCCAUUAGUGUGGUCAUACAUGUUCAAUCCGUUGACAUGAUGAGAUUCAAAAAUACAAAAGUAUUUCUCAUGUUUUAUAUGUGGUCAUAAAUUCUAAAAUGUUAUAGGUGUGACUAAAAAUGGAGCAUGUGUCCAUUUCAUUGUAUUUUACACUCACCGUGUCUCUCUCUCUCU